AUGAUGAAAAUACCCGACACAAACCUGCUUAUAAACAAGAAACACGUAUGUGCUGAAAGUGAAGGGUUCACUUUCAGUGACUUCUCAAAUCUUCUUCCGGUCCUGCAUGGUCAGCUGAUGAUACUCGACAAUUUCCCUAAGGAAACGGGUCUCGAGCUGAAGCCUUACCUGGCAAUCAACAAUUGGGAAAUAAUCUUACAUCACGAGAUGCCUUCAGUUGAGUUUCCAAAUCAGUGUGGGUCUGAAACUGAGGCUGCCUACGAGUUUGCCGCAAGCUACCAUGCUCUGAAUCCUGAUUCUGGGCUAUCGAGCUACCACCCUUUUUCGUCAAGCGAAUAUUACGAGUCUCUUGAAUGA
This is a messenger RNA of Striga asiatica, 357 nucleotides long. The record is from the annotation of a GenBank genome assembly. Lineage: Eukaryota; Viridiplantae; Streptophyta; Magnoliopsida; Lamiales; Orobanchaceae.